AUGAAGCUUCUUUUUGUCUCAGGUGAGUUGGAAAAAUCGAAAUUAUUUGUAAUUUGACGAAUCUUUCGCAGCUGUUUGCUUCGCCAUUGCCUUCAGUGCUCCUCAGCCAAAAAAAAGAGACGACCAAUGUGGAGCUGUCGACUUGAAAGUCUCCAAGAAAUACGUUCCAUUCCGUAGGACAACGUUUCGAUCCUAUAUGUGAACACAAAUUCAGAAGCUGACAUCACUUGUGAAAUUUGCUUGGACCUGGUUCUGAUCGCUGAAACUUACGCCGAAUGUGAAGAAGUGAGUUUAUGUUGUGAGCAAUUAAGAAUGGAACUUCAAGGCCGUGAUUGAGCACCACCUCGACGCCUACUGCGACGAGAAAGUUCACAGCAAACCUGCUGACGCCGCUUGCAGAGCCAUGGUCAACCAAAUUGCUCACGUUAGUUUUUCAAUCUGACUCUUUAUGAAAUAGAACAAUUUCUAAAAUUUUUGACAACAAACGUCACUCUACUUAAAAUGCUUCGAAUAAUUUCGGAACGUUCAAAAACUUGAAAAUGACGCGCUUUCAACAGUUCACAAAACAAAUAGAUUUCUAAGCGUCAUUUUCAACUCGUUUUUUUAAACUUAAACUGGUUCUGCAAAAUAAAAAAUCAGGCUGGAGCUAUUAGUUUUGAACCAGAACAAUUAAUAUUUCAUGGAUUAAUUAAAACAUAAUAGAAAAAAAUAAAAAAAUAAUUAAUUAAAAUCUGUCAAUAAAAAAAUUAAUAUUAGAAUUGCAGAUGAUGAAAAAAAUUUUUUUGAUAAUAUAAAUAUUUAUAUAGAACUACAUUCGAGGUUGGUCAGUGGGGUAUUAAACUAAAUUAUUUAUCGGACCAAGUUUUUUUAUGAUACCAUUCUUCUGAGAAAAAAUUGACAUCCAGUGAUUUUUGAAAAAAAGUAUGAAAAUGUAUAAAAUUAUUGAAAACAGGAACUUUCUGGUGCUCCAAAAAAAUUACCUCAUUUCAUAUUUUUCAGAGAACGAAAAAUGUGCCAAAAACAAAAUGUUAAAACUUGCGCUAUAAUCACUCAAUCCUAUACUACAAAAACCCAUGAAGUCCAAAUUAUUUUCAGAGUUUUCGGUUUUUUGCAGGAAGUUAUCACGGACACCGAACAAAAUGCUACGACAAUCUGCCACAAAGUCAUCCACAAGACCUGUACUUACACUAUUGUUUAG
Messenger RNA from Caenorhabditis auriculariae, 1198 nucleotides. NCBI's taxonomy places the organism in Eukaryota, Metazoa, Nematoda, Chromadorea, Rhabditida, Rhabditidae. The record is from the annotation of a GenBank genome assembly.